Megachile rotundata (alfalfa leafcutting bee) is the source of this 3346-nucleotide messenger RNA. Its product is annotated as peroxisomal membrane protein 2. The record is from RefSeq and is a predicted model, not a curated record. Gene Ontology annotation, cellular component: cytoplasm; peroxisomal membrane. NCBI's taxonomy places the organism in Eukaryota, Metazoa, Arthropoda, Insecta, Hymenoptera, Megachilidae.
UGUUGAAAUCUGUCAAUAUGUUGUAAAAUAACAAUUAUCUUUCAGUAAUAUUUUGUUAUAAUGAUAUAUUUUGUAAUAACACAAUAAAUCAGUAUUAUUAACAUAAUAUAUUUAAUAAUUUAAAAUUAACUUGAGUAACGAUCGAACAUAGCAUUGAAAUCUCGUUUCUUCAUUAUUAGUAUCUUAAUAAACACAGAAGAAUUAAGUCACAAAAAUGGCAUUAUCUAAACCAACGAAUUUUCUUCUUCAACUCAUGGGUGCUUAUUUUGAGCGUCUUUAUACUAGUCCGUUAAAAACUAAAGCAAUUACCAGUUGCAUAAUCGCUAGUCUCGGAAAUUUUAUGUCGCAGAAAAUUUCUGGAGCAAAAUACCUCAAUCAAGAUAGUUUACUUGCAUUUGCUUUAUUUGGAUUAAUCUUUGGAGGACCUCUUCCACAUUACUUUUAUACUUAUGUGCAACCUUUUCUAAAAAAUCCUCUUUCACUUUUGUUGGUAGAGAGAUGUUUAUAUACACCAUGCUAUCAAGCAUUAGCAUUAUACAUGAUAGCAUUGUUUGAGGGUAACACGCAUAAUGAUGCUUACAAACAAUUGAAAAAGUUAUACUUGCCUGUUCUAACUGCAAAUUUGAAGUAUUUAACAGUGUUGCAGUACCUGAAUUUAAAAUAUGUUCCACCACUGUUACGUGUUCUAGUGGUAAAUCUUAUUGGUUUCUUUUGGGCCAUAUAUCUUGCACAACAGCGAUCCAAGCAAUCAAAGACUACAAAAUAAUGUAUUAAUGUUUUACAAACUUGGGUUGUGGUGUUGUUAGGUAUAAAAUUAAGAACUAAAAAUGGGGACCAUAUGUUAGGGAUAAUAAAUAUUUUGUAUGUACAUUAUGUAAAUAUUUUCAUUGGUAAAUUGUACUUUUAUGAAUAAAAAUAAAACAGAAAUAUUUAUGAAUAAGCUGUGUAUGUGUUUUGAAGGAAAGGAAGCAGUGUUUUAAGCUUUUUAAUUUAAUCACACAACAACAAUACAGAGUAUAUUACAGAUAUAAUCAGAAUUUCUUUCAUAUCAACGAUGGUAACAUUCGAUGGCUGUAAAUUAUGAAUAAUAAAUAUUAAUGUCAAAAGCCAUGGUGGGCAAAGUUUAACAAGUUUCACUUUUGCAUACUUGUGAACUUCAUUUCAUAUUCCAUUACAGGAUUAUAGUAUCAUAAUAGAACCUAUUAAUAAAAUAUCAAAAUAAAAUUUUGUAAUCUUACUGAUUUUUAUAAAACAUGUAUAUUAAGAUAAAUGAUAUUUGUAUCCCCGUUUUGUAUAAUAGAUAUGCAUCAAUGAAAAACCGGUAUUGCAACACCAUAACAAUUGACAACUUCUUAAUAAAACUGAGUCAGUCAUUAUGCAAGAGCUAAUUCUAUGUAGUUUGUCUAUCUAAUUAUAAACAACGUAGACUUUCCAAAUAUGACUUUAAACCCUAUACAUACAUUUUCAAGACUUAACUUUGAAUAAUCGAGACUAGUCUAAUUAUGUCUUUUGGUACGCUGCCUGGCCUUAUAGCCAAGAAAAAAACAUUUUGACUAGUGUUCAGAUAAAUUGAGUAUUGCAAGUAAAAAAAGUUCAAAAGUUUAUCACUUUUAUACUUUUUCUUUGCUUUGAGAGUUGAUAAAUGACUAGCAAGUUGUGACAAUAAAUAAAUAAAUUACAAAAUAAAUAAUUGAUUAUCUAAAUAAAUAUACAAUUCUUUAAAUAUUGAGUAUGUCAAAUGAAAAGCAAAUGAGCAAAAGUGCUGGGUUUCAUUAUGCAUAGUAAUAUCUAUGUACAAAAGUAACAGGUGUAGAACAUUGCACUAAAAUGUUAAUUAUUAAAAUAAUAAAUAAAAAGUUCUAAUAUUUUAAUUAUUAAUGGAAUGUCUAGAAUUUGACUAGCUGGUGUUUGUAUAACAAACAAUCGCAUGAUUAAAUAAUCAUGCAAAUGUGGCACUACUAGAGUAGUUUAAAAUGAACUUUUAAAUAAUGGAAUAGCUAUUGAAUAAUAAUAUGAGAUCUUAAGAAGCUGCAACCAACAUAGUUCAUGAUGCUUUAUAAUCAUCAUUUCCUUCUUAUUGCUUAAAUACUUAGACGUACGUAAGUCUACGAAAAAAUGUCUUUAUAUGGAGACUUAAAAUUCUCAAAGUUGUGACACAGCAUAAUCCACGAUAAUAAUUGUUUUUAAAACGAUCAUAUCGCAACAUAUUAUCAUAUUUCUAUUAUUUAGAGUCUCGUUUAAUUUCACAAAAUUAUAAAAAAUGAUCUCCUGAUAAAUAAAUUUGCCUUAACAAUUAAUACAAUCAUUGCACUGUAGUUACAUUGAAAUCACUGAUUCUGAACACUUGAUUGAAAUUAAAAAUAUUAGCUUCACCUGACAAGAAGUACUACUAAUACUGAGGCUGAUGGCAUUAUGGUGAAUCACCACUGAUGAGUAUUAUUAAGUCAUGAGAUCAAAUGUAUAAAUGCCUAUUAAGAAUUUACAAAUACUUAAAUAUCAUGCAUCAAACUUAGAAUGGCGUCUUCUUUGUCAAAUCAUACUUUUUGAUAUGAGAAAAUAGGUAGAACUUUUGUUAAUAAACAUGAUUUGUAUGAUGCAACAGCAUUAGAAAAAGCGUGAAAGAUAUCCGUGACCCGCACCAUUCCAAAUCUGAUCCAUUAAAAGGAACGUCGAGUGUCUUUAGGGAUCCACUUGAUCGCUUCAACGCGUAUACGAUGGACUCCGACUUGGGGAACAACUUGAUCGAUGACUUGGACUUGACCAAUUACUAUGUCUGCUGCUUUCUGAACUACUCGGAGACGAAGGUGGUGUCGGAGUCGGUCGAUGAUAUGGAAUUGGUCGCUUCCUGGCGCUAAAAUUAACAACUAUCAAUAUUGUGUAAAAACGUAUAACAUUUGUUCAAAUUCAGGUAAAUGCACAUUAGUCAAAAAAUAGUUUUAUAAAAUAAAUUAACGUGUUCAAAUUAAUAUCAAAAUGUAUGAAUCAACGUAUACUGUAAUUAACAACAUAAGGAAGGAAAUAGCAAACUAAACCAUGCAAUGCAAUAAAAAAAAAUGGAAUACCAUGCAAAAUAAAAAUGUGUCACUUACCUUGCUGUAAUAUUGAUCAUGGAAGGUAGUGGAUCAAAAAUGAUUCACAAAACACAAUGAAAGAAAUAUUGAACUAAAGAAAGAGGCUUGCUUCAUAGCGGUAAAUACAUUUUAUUUUGUGACUGACAUAAAAUAAAAGAGAACUUCUACUGUAAAUGUUUAAUUUACAAUAAUUUAUAAGGAAAAUACACGCAUGCUACAUCUACAUGAUGUCGGUAGAUUGUUUAUAAGCAAUUAGAUAAAAAUGAAGAAAAAAA